AUGUCACAAUUAAGCGGACUGAUUAUGCACUUAUCAUGGCAUCACAGUGAUGACGACAGAAGCUUUUCGACAUUGAGAAGAAUCAAAACUUAUCUUCGAACAACAACAGGAGAAGAUUGUUUAUCAGCACUUGCAUUGCUAAACAUUGAACGUGAAUUUGAAAUUGACUAUGAUGAAAUUGUAAAAGAAUUCGUGGCAGUAAGCCCUAAUCCAUAG
Rotaria sp. Silwood2 is the source of this 216-nucleotide messenger RNA. The record is from the annotation of a GenBank genome assembly. NCBI's taxonomy places the organism in Eukaryota, Metazoa, Rotifera, Eurotatoria, Philodinida, Philodinidae.